Molecule: messenger RNA, 469 nt
Organism: Staurois parvus
Lineage: Eukaryota; Metazoa; Chordata; Amphibia; Anura; Ranidae
Source: the annotation of a GenBank genome assembly
CUUGUACUAUAUGUCCGCAGUCUCUGGUCAUCUCCUGUAAUAUGUCUGCAGUCUCUGGUCAUCUCCUGUACUAUGUCCGCAGUCUCUGGUCAUCUCCUGUACUGUGUCUGCAGUCUCUGGUCAUCUCCUGUACUAUGUCCGCAGUCUCUGUUCAUCUUCUGUAGUAUGUCCACAGUCUCUGGUCAUCUCCUGUAUGAAGUCCGCAGUCUCUGGUCAUCUCCUGUAGUAUGUCCGCAGUCUCUGGUCAUCUCCUGUAGUAUGUCCGCAGUCUCUGGUCAUCUCCUGUAUAUGUCUGCAGUCUCUGGUCAUCUCCUGUAGUAUGUCUGCAGUCUCUGGUCAUCUCCUGUACUAUGUCCGCAGUCUCUGGUCAUCUCCUGUAGUAUGUCCGCAGUCUCUGGUCAUCUCCUGUAGUAUGUCCAAAGUCUCUGGUCAUCUCCUGUAGUAUGUCCACAGUCUCUGGUCAUCUCCU